AUGAAUCUCAUUUUAAUUUCAAGUCUAUUUACAAUAGUUUUUAGUGGCAAUAUUGAACAGACAGUAUUACGUGGUAUACCAACUUCAUUACUACCUAAAUAUACUUUAGCAAAAACAUUUCUUUGUCUUGAUGGUUCAUCGACUAUACCAUUUGAAUUUGUAAACGACGAUUAUUGUGAUUGUCGAGAUGGUAGUGAUGAACCAGGAACAUCUGCUUGUCCAAAUGGACGAUUUUUUUGUGAAAAUAAAGGCUAUAUUGGAACAAUAAUACCUUCACAUUUUGUUGGAGAUGGUGUAUGUGAUUGUUGUGAUGGAACUGAUGAAUAUGAAACAAAAAUUGUUUGUAAUAAUACAUGUUUUGAAUUGGCUCAAAAAACUCGUGCUGAACGUGAAGCACGACGAGCAUUACAUGCCGCAGGUGUAGCUAAAAAAUUAGAAAUUAUUUCUAAAUCAGUACUUAUUAAAUCUGAUCGAGAAGCACGUCUCCGUGAACUUGAAGAAGGUUUACAAAAAGUUGAAGAUGAAUUAAAAGGAAAAGAAGAAUUAAAACAACAAGCUGAAGCUCCUGAAAACGAAGCUAAAGAUAAACAUCAAAAAUUAUGGGAAGAACAACGUGCUGUACGUGAAGCUAUUGCACGUGAUAAUCAAAUGCAUGAAAUGUUUGCUGAAUUGGAUGCUAAUAAUGAUUCUUUGGUAUCAAUUGAAGAAUUACAAAAACAUACAGAACUUGAUAGUGAUCAUGAAAAUGAAUUUACAGUUGAAGAAGUUCGAUUAAUUCUUGGUGCUGAUUCGGUAAAUUUCGAUGAAUUUAAUGUUACUGUAUUUGAUCAAAUAUCAAAUUCAUAUAAAAAAUUAUCAGAACAAUCGUCCGAAACUCCUGUUGAUCAUGCUGAUGUAGCUGCAACAACAGAAGCACAAUUAGAUCAAAUACAAGCGGAAGCUGAUGAAGAAACAUCUGCUGGUGAAGAUGAAUAUGAACAUGAAGAGGAACAACAUGAUAUAACAACACCAGUUGCAACAUCACUUGAACAUGAAAAACAUAUUCAUGACGAUACAGUACCAGAAUAUGAUGAUGAAACAAAAAAAUUAAUUCAAUUAGCUGAUCAUGCUCGAAAUGAAUAUAAUGAAGUUGAAGGACGAGUUCAGGAUAUUAAACGACAGAUUGAUGAUUUAAAACGACAAUCUGACGUUGAUACAGGACCUCAUGGUGAAUAUUCGGCAUUUAUUGAUCAAUGUUAUGAUUAUGAAGAACGUGAAUAUACAUAUCGAAUCUGUAUGUUUAAAGAUGCAAAACAAAUAUCAAAAGGUGGUGGUAGUGAUGUAACAAUUGGAUAUUGGGAAGGCUGGACUGGACCAGAAAAUAAUAAAUAUUUAAAAAUGAAAUAUGCAAAUGGUGCUACAUGUUGGAAUGGUCCAGCUCGUUCAUUAACAGUUACAUUUCAAUGUGGAACUGAACAUAAACCGAUUGAUGUACGAGAACCAACACGAUGCGAAUAUUCUAUGAUAUUUGAAACACCAUCAGCAUGUGAUGAAAGAAUUGCAACAGCUACAAUGCAUCAAGAACAUGAAGAAUUUUAA
This is a messenger RNA of Adineta steineri, 1578 nucleotides long. The record is from the annotation of a GenBank genome assembly. NCBI's taxonomy places the organism in Eukaryota, Metazoa, Rotifera, Eurotatoria, Adinetida, Adinetidae.